GGCGCUGACGUGGCCGGGCGGGCGGUGGCGGCUCCUCCCGGCGCGGGUAGCCACUCGUAGCUGCAAGAGAGGGGCGGGGUGGCCGGGGGGCGGGGNCCCCGGGCCAGCUCGCGGCCCGCCCCGCCGUCCCGGCCCCCCGGAUGAGGGUAUAUUCAGAGCGGGCGCGGGACGCCGAGGAGUGGCCGCGCGCAGGGAGCCGAAGCCGGGCGGAGUCGCCGUCGCGCCGAGGGAGGUUUACAGGUAGAGAGAUUACACCUUGAUCCUCACGAAGCUUGGCUACCAGAGCAUUAUGAAUGUUAACGAUCUCAAACUCAGGUUGUCCAAAGCUGGACAGGAACACCUGCUACAGUUCUGGAAUGAGCUGGAUGAAGCCCAGCAGGUGGAACUUUAUGCAGAGCUCCAGGCCAUGAACUUUGAGGAGCUGAACUUCUUUUUCCAGAAGGCCAUUGAAGAUUUUAACCAGUCCUCUCAGCAAGAGAAAAUGGAUUCACGAAUGGAGCCUGUCCCUCGAGAGGUGUUGGGCAGUGCCACCAGGGACCAGGAUCGGCUGCAGGCGUGGGAAAGUGAAGGACUUUUCCAGAUUUCUCAGAACAAAGUGGCGGUUCUUCUUCUAGCUGGCGGGCAGGGGACGAGACUUGGUGUUGCAUACCCCAAGGGGAUGUAUGAUGUUGGUUUGCCAUCUCGUAAGACGCUCUUUCAGAUUCAGGCAGAGCGUAUCCUGAAGCUUCAACAGUUAGCUGAAAAAUACCACGGCAACAAAUGCAUCAUUCCAUGGUAUAUAAUGACCAGUGGCAGAACAAUGGAGUCGACAAAGGAGUUCUUCACAAAGCACAAGUACUUUGGUUUAAAGAAAGAGAAUGUAAUCUUUUUUCAGCAGGGAAUGCUGCCUGCUAUGAGUUUUGAUGGGAAAAUUAUUUUGGAAGAGAAGAACAAGGUUUCCAUGGCUCCAGAUGGGAAUGGUGGUCUUUAUCGGGCUCUUGCAGCCCAGAAUAUUGUGGAGGACAUGGAGCAGAGAGGCAUCUGGAGCAUUCAUGUUUAUUGUGUUGACAACAUCCUAGUAAAAGUGGCAGACCCACGGUUCAUUGGAUUUUGCAUUCAGAAAGGAGCAGACUGCGGUGCGAAGGUGGUAGAGAAAACGAACCCUACAGAGCCAGUGGGAGUGGUUUGCCGAGUGGAUGGAGUCUACCAGGUGGUGGAAUACAGUGAGAUUUCCCUGGCAACAGCUCAGAAACGAAGCUCGGAUGGACGCCUGCUAUUCAACGCGGGGAACAUUGCCAACCAUUUCUUCACCGUACCAUUUCUGAGAGAUGUUGUCAAUAUUUAUGAACCUCAGUUGCAGCACCAUGUGGCUCAAAAGAAGAUUCCAUAUGUGGAUUCCCAGGGGCAGUUAAUUAAGCCAGACAAACCAAAUGGAAUAAAGAUGGAAAAAUUUGUCUUUGACAUCUUCCAGUUUGCAAAGAAGUUUGUGGUGUAUGAAGUGCUCCGAGAAGAUGAGUUUUCCCCACUGAAGAAUGCAGACAGUCAGAACGGGAAGGACAAUCCUACUACUGCAAGGCAUGCUUUGCUGUCCCUUCAUCACUGCUGGGUCCUCAAUGCAGGGGGCCACUUCAUAGAUGAAAAUGGCUCUCGCCUCCCAGCCAUUCCCCGCAGUGCUACAAAUGGAAAGUCAGAGACCAUCACAGCUGAUGUCAAUCUCAACUUGAAGGAUGCCAAUGAUGUACCAAUUCAGUGUGAAAUCUCUCCUCUUAUCUCCUAUGCUGGAGAAGGAAUAGAAAGUUAUGUGGCAGAUAAAGAAUUCCAUGCACCUUUAAUCAUUGAUGAGAAUGGAGUCCAUGAGCUGGUGAAGAAUGGUAUAUGAACCAGAAACCAAGCACCACACCCAGUUUUGCUGUUGUUGUCCAUUCCGUUUCUCAAAAAGACUUGUGAGGUUUGAGUUCUCCAUCAGAACAAACUCCGGAUGGAUCGUGAGGACAGAACCACAGGGUGGUAGCCCCUGAACGGUACGCUUCAUUUCCUUUUUUCUGGACCUUCACCUGCAGUUUCCCCUCUCCCCGUCUUUAAGCUCAUACCAACACCACGAAGGGGAGGACGGGCGGCAUGGGAUGGGGGUCGUGGCUUUGCUGGAGAGGAGCAGUGGCCCAGGCACACUGCGUCCAGUGAGGCUGGAGAGUCUGGGAGCCUUGGGGCCAUGAAAUUACGAGGUGGCAGCAUGAUGCACCUUCAGGAGUCCUUGUUAAAUAAUCGUUCUAAUUUGGAAAUACAGAAUUGGGUAAAGUGGUUAUAAAAUAUGAAUUAGAAUCAUUUGACAGCAGUGCAGUAGAAUUUACAUGAAAGUUAAUAAUAAUCUUUGAGUCUGGUCGAAAUCAUCCUUGCAAAUGUGUCAGGAGCUUUACUGAUAGUCACAAAUGAACGUAUAUUUGAUUUUUGUCCCCCAGUUUCCCUCUUGCUUCUUGAAAUUGAUCCAGUGUUGACAUCUAUAAAGGAAUUACUAGGGACACUUAUAGGAAGAUGAACAAAAAGAAUUUUACUUUCUAAUUUCUAGCCCUUCUCUCCCCCAAAAUUUGGGCCAUUAUUGGCAACAGUGUGGGUUCAUUGCUAACCCCAACUUACUAUUUGCGGUGUUUCCUCUUGAUGAUUCAUCAUGGUACGGUCAGAUCUCAGUUAUUCAGGUAAAAUGAGGCAAGGAAAAAUGCAUAAUCCAAGAGAGUGACUGAAACACAAGUCAUUCUGUUGGCUUGGAAGUCUGUUUUCCUACUGGCUGAGACUGAUGCUUUUGCAUUUCAUGGCCCUCUCAAGAGCUCCAGUUUAGGAAAGGCAUGUUGGGAAGUGAUGGGGUGAGUCAGCCAAUGAGGGCCGAGUGCUGAUCAGGUGCCCAGCCCUCUGGGCACACAGAGCCCUCUCCUUACACAGCUUGCAUUCUGGUUCAGGGGAUAAAAUGAACCCACUUAAACAAGGCAAAGAUAAUUUAGUACUAAAAUGUAAGGAAUCAAGUUCAGUGGAAGUUAAACAAAGGUUAUCAUUAUGAACUGGAGUUUGGUAAAGCAGAACUUCUCAACAAAGAACCCUGUCAUUUUGAGAGUAGAACUAAACUACUAUGCCUUUCUCAAAUUAGGGUCAGAGGUUUAUGUUCUAACAAAAAAAAAAAUACCUUAAUAAUUCUAACAUGUAUUAUGAAAAACCAGUGAGGUUUUGACUAAUCAGAACCAUGUUUUGCUCAUAGUAAGCUCUCAAAUAAUUUAACUCUGAUCUGUUGGAUUUAGUUGCCUUAAAAUCAUGUGUAUUAUGAUUCAGAUGCGGAUUAUUAAAGGGAAUUUGGUUAUUGUGGGGAGAAGGAGUUACUUAGCUGCAUCAAAUUUGCCAGGUGAUGCCCAGGUUGUGGGGUUAAUGAGCAGACCUGUAACAGUGAUUUUUCUGAGUGUGUUCCCCUGACCGGGUACAUCAGUGUCACCUGGAAUCUUGUUAGAAACGCACAUUCUCAGAAUCCUUGCAUCACACAUUUGUGGGUGAGGCCUAGAAACUUGUGUUCACAUGAACCUUCCAGGUGAUUCUGAUGCACAUCAAAGUUUGGGAACCACUGCUCUAAGAAGGCCAAUCAAAAGGUCAGGGAUGUUACAAAAAAAGAGAACAUACACUAGGGGGAAAAAAAGAGGCCAGUGUUCCUGAAGCCAGGAAUAGGGUAAGAUGGAACCAAAUAGGUAUGUCUUAUGUGAGCUUUACUCUUUGAAAUACCGAGGGAAUGGUACUGAUGUUAGCAAGAGGGAAUAUGGCACUGGCAAGACCUGACCAGGAUGGUUGGAAUUUCUGGGACAAUGGUUUCUAAACCCUUUGGAGUCUCUGGAUCACUUGGAGAGAUUAAAACAAACACACACUCCCGUUCUAGGGAUGGUGAUUCUCAGUCUGGUGAAAGCCCGAGUAGCUAAUUUUCUAAAAAGCACUAGAUGAUUCCAGAGGGCAGCUAGGAGUGAGAAUCAUGACGUGGUUUAGAAAUCAGCAGAGAUACCUGGGUGGCUCAGUUGGUUAAGCGGCUGCCUUCAGCUCAUGAUCCCGGGGUCCUGGGGUCAUGUCCUGCAUCAGGCUCCUUGCUUGGCAGGGAGUCUGCUUCCCCCUCUGCCUGCCACUCCCCCUGCUUGUGCUAUUUCUGACAAAGAAAUAAAUAAAAUCUUAAAAAGAUAAAUCAGUCAAGGACGAGGGGAAAAGGAGUUUGGAUGUAUUCUGGCUUUGAAAAAUCAGACAAGGGAGGCAAAGAGUGAAGAAUAUUUCACUUGAGAAGAAUAACACAGACAGGAAAGGCAGCUGGGGCCUGGGAACACACAUUCUGGGGAUGAUUCCAUUUUGCAAAGAGCUCAGACUGCUAGAAAGAACCCCCCUAAUUGGGCUCUUUCUAAAUUGUAUCCCCUCUGAUUCGUAGCAUUUCCUAAAGCUAGAGUGAGGGUGGUAGGGGAAAAGAGAAAGUUAAUGAAUAAUGUGGUUUAUAAAUAGGAGUUUCAGGCUGAAUGAGAAAUAAAAAGGAAAAAUGAUGUGGUAAGGUGAUGGCGUUAUGGCUGGGUUUUACAAAACUCUGUAUUUCAUAAAUUUUUGGAUGAUGCAUUCGUAGUAAUUUUAUGAUAAAAAGUUGUAUCUUUUGUAAAGGCUCAAAGGAUAAGUAAACCAAGGGUAGUCACGUUAACCAGUUAGGUGCAGCCUCGAGAGAACUUUCAGGUAAAGUUGGCUCUGGUGAGGUGGUGGAGGGAGGGGAACACAGAUGUACCUUCAGAUAACAGAAUGUGGACAGGGCACCAUUGGAGUGGCAGGCAACGUGGUCUUCGUACGCUGUUAUCUCAGACUGUGGCCGUUACUUGGCGUGUCCUCAGUAGUGACCUAUGAUCAUGUCUUCAUUUGGAGGGACGUACAAAGCAAAUAUACUGUAUGAAUUCUAGGUAAUGUGCUUUGAGAGAAAGCCUUUCUGCAGGAGGCUUAGCAGGAGUCCUCUGGUGGAAUAUAGGAAUUGAGGAUUACAUUACGCCCUCUUAAUGAUGAGAGGCCUAAGAGGCUUGCCAAAAGCUCAGUGAGUCAGUGGUGACACCAAAUAUGUUUAUAUAGACAGUGUUUUCAAAGUUCUGAACCAAGUUAGAAGGACAACGUAAGAACAGAAAGUCUAUUAUUAUAGUUUCGUGACUCACUGUUUCCACAUGAGCUCUCUUAUUUCUAUCUCAGUGAUUCUACUUCUCAGAAAGUGUUCCUUUUCAGAUUUUCUUCUAGUGGGCAAAGUUUUCUUUUGUGUUGUUUUGUUUUACAAAAUGAUGUUUGGAACUCAUAAUGUAUAUAUUUUAUACAGCAAAAUAUAAAGUAACAUAGGUAAUGUGUAGGAGAUUGAAAUGAGACUUGAUAAAUUUCCUUCUAAAGCUUAAAAUUUCUCCUAAUUUAUAUACUUCUAAAAGGUCUGAAAUGUGACAAAGAGAUUAAAUCUCAUGAACAUAACAUAGUGCGUAUCAAGUAAAGAUAGCUGUGGCCCUUAGCCAUGUGGCCCUUAGCCAUGUGCCAGGCGCUGUUUGAAGCACUUCAUCUACAUUGUCUCAUUUAAUCCUUAUUAACCUUCCUAUGAGGUAUGAACUGUUAUUGGCUGGUCUGUAAACUAGUAAGAAGCUGAACUGGAAAUGGAACCCAAAGUCUGAAUCCAGAGACCUAUUCUUUUUCAUUUUUUUAUUUAAAAAUUUCUCUUAAAAAUUCUGUUCUCUCUACACAGUAGUAGAGAACAGAAUAAUGACCUGUUCUAACAGUUAACAUCGUCUAAUCCUGUUUCAUAUACUUCUCACCUCCAAUGCCCCCAUGGAAUUACUUUAUAAUCAGUUCUGUGUGUUGGAUAUAAUACUGCAGUAUACAUCUAAGAUAGAAUCGUGAUGUGUGUGUGUGUGUUGUGUGUGCGUGUGUAUACACACAACUUAUAAAACCUUAAUAAUUAAUGAUUCUUUAAUAUCUGCCAUGCGCUGAAUGUUUGUGUCCUCCCCCCAUUCAUAUGUUGAACACUAACCCUCAGUGGGACAGUAUUAGGAGGUGGGGGGUCUUUGGGAGGUCAUGAAGGUGGAGUCCUCAUAAAUGGAAUCAGUGUCCUUAUAAAAGAGACCGCAGAGAGCUCCCUUAUUGCUUCCACCAUUUGAGGACACGGUGAGAUGAUGACCAUCCAUCUGUGAACCAGGAAGCAGACACUCACCAGACAUCAAGUCUCCAGUGCCAUGAUCUUGGACUUCCCAGCCGCCGGGACUGGGAGAAAUAAAGUUCUGUUUAGAAGUCACUCAGUCUGUGGUGUUUUUGUUAUAGCAGCCUGAAUAGACUAAGAUGUCAUCUAAUAAGAUCCAGCAAGUGUUCAGAUGUCCCCGAGUGUCAAAUUUCUUUUUAAUAUUGAUUCAUUUGAAUCAGGUUUUAAAGUCCACUUACUGCAUUGACUGUUGUGUCUGUUAAAUGUUUUUUAACCCGUGCCCGUCCUCCUUUUUUUUUUUUUUUUUAAUAUAUUUAAUUCUUUGGAAAAAACUGGUAAUUCUUCCAGUCUUAUUUUGUAGAUUUUGGAUUUCAUUUCCACGUUAACAGUUUCCUCCAUCUUCCAUAUUUCUUGAAAACUAGUUGUGUCUGAGGCUUGAUCAGAUUCAGGUUCAUUUUUUUCCACAUAAGAGACACUUUAUAGAAGGUUCUGGGUAUUUCCUAUUGAAUCUGACUAGAAGGCAUGUAAGUGUCUUUGUGGCAUGAAGAUUGAUUUUUUUUUUUAAGAUUUAAUUUACAGAGAGCAUGAGUAGGGGGAGGGGCAGGCUCCCGCUGAGCAGGGGGCCUGACACAG
Molecule: messenger RNA, 6805 nt
Organism: Ailuropoda melanoleuca (giant panda)
Lineage: Eukaryota; Metazoa; Chordata; Mammalia; Carnivora; Ursidae
Gene: UAP1
Product: UDP-N-acetylglucosamine pyrophosphorylase 1
Exons: 12
Coding region: 290-1858 (522 amino acids)
Biological process (GO): UDP-N-acetylglucosamine biosynthetic process
Molecular function (GO): UDP-N-acetylglucosamine diphosphorylase activity
Source: RefSeq, a predicted model, not a curated record